CCCAAGCUAAAGCGUGUGAUUGGCGCCCCCCCUCUAUCUCCUACCCUCCAAUGCCUCCUUGUUCCUUGGUCAAAUUCCCAAUACCCAAACCACACAUUCUUAUUCCUUCAUUUAAGCGUAACUGUUGCCAUUUUCUCCAUGAUCUUCAACCUCCGAAAACCCGACCCCAGAACAAUUCAAGCUCUCUAAGCAACCAUUUCGAUGAACAAAGUCAAGUUCGCUGCCACAUACCCAUCUCUCCCCCUUGGAAUUUUGCUUUCUUUUCUCUCGAAUUAGGUCAGAUUUCAAUCGCGUUUUAAUCUUUCUGAAAACCCUUUUUGAAUUUUCGCAGUCGUCAUUUUCAUCCUCUUUUACGGGUGAUUAGUCCAUUCGAGAAUAUGGUUUUUGUCAAAUGUGCCAUGAAUUUCAUUAGCCCCUUUUGCUGCUGUUAUGUCUUUGUUUCCUCUGUUUUCUCGCUUCAGUUCGAAUUCACCGGUUGUGAUUAAAUGGAACACUUUUUUUCCUAAAAAGAAAUUACCCUCUUCCAUUUUACAACCAUGGAUUCAGUUCUUGAAUUUUUAUACCCAAAAUUGAUUCUUUUCGUGUUGGGUUUCUGGUCUUCUGUCGCCACCUAUUUGCUUCACCUGAUUCGUUACUUCACAAGAAUUACUAGCGGUUCUUCAAAGGGUGUAUCAAAUGAUUUGCGGGUCGUAUCAACAGAAGCCAUUGAAGCGAGUUUAAAGGUAACUGAAUCGAACAUGGAAUUUGAAGAAAAACAGGAACUUUUACAGUUUUUAAGUAUAGAAAAUGAUGAUGUUGAAGAAAAAGUAGACGAAGAAGAAGCUCCUGAGUUUUCAUUUACCUUUAAAUUCCCUACCUUUGAAGAAUUCAGUAAAAACCAGAAAGAUUUCUCUCAUUUGCUUAAUUUGGUAGAACCCUUACCUGAAUGCAUUGAUCCAAUCGAGGUUUCACUGGAAGUUUCUAAAAUUGAUACAAAUUCGGACGAUGGGUUGUCAGAUAAAGAAGAUCAAACAAAAGAUGAUUUUGAAGAUCAAGGAGUGAAUGAUGAAACAAUGGUUGAAAGUUCAAAUGAACAAAAGAUUGAGGAAGAAAAGGAGCAAGAAGAAAUCGAUACUUCCAUGGAUGAUGAAAGUUCAAUAAGUUCAAGAAAUCUUGAUUCACCCACAAAUGAUCUACAUUUCGAUGAUGGGUUUUUGUCAGAUCUAGACUUCGAAUUACAAUUUGAUGAAAAAGAACAAGUCAACUGGUCAAAACCCGAGUUUUUAUCGGAGAAUGAUUUUAGUACAAAAUCAAGAAAUGUAAAGGGGAAUGAAAACGAGAAAAGUGCAUCGAAUGAUACGACAAACAAGUUGGAAUCUUUAUGGGAACAUCAGGAAUUGAUUGAGCAAUUAAAAAUGGAGAUCAAAAAGGUCAAAGCUACAGGACUUCCGACAAUUUUCGAAGAAUCAGAAUCGCCUCCAAAGAUAAUGGAAGAAUUGAAGCCAUGGAAGAUUGAAGAAGUGUAUCAAAAUGGAGGGAAGAUAAGUGAAGUUCAUAAGUUUUACAAGAGUUAUAGAGAAAGAAUGCGUAAAUUCGACAUCUUCAAUUACCAGAAAAUGUACGCUAUAGGUUUCUUGCAUUUAAAAGAUCCUCUUGAGUCAUCUUCAAGCUCAAAGUCUUUGGUUCCCGAAAUCACAACACUUCUUAACCAAAGUUUCACAACAACAAAAGGCAAGAAACAUGAGAAUGAUCCAACAAUUAAAUUUAUCAAAGAACUACAAAGUGAUUUAGAAGUUGUGUAUGUUGGUCAAAUGUGUUUGUCUUGGGAAAUCCUCCAUUGGCAAUAUGAAAAGGCUUUGGAAAUAUGGGAAUCCGAUCCUCAUGGGAUUCGGCGUUUUAAUGACAUGGCGGAUGAAUUCCAACAAUUUCAAGUAAUCGAUGCGUUUUUUCGUAAUCUCCUACAAGUUCCUGUGAUUAGAGAAGAUCAUUCAAAGAACAAAAAGGCCAAAAGUGAUGUGUUCUAUGAUAUUACAAGUGACACACUUGUUGAAAUUCUAGAAGAAUCAAUACGAAUAUUUUGGCGAUUUGUUCGUGCUGACAAAUAUAAAAGACAAACGCCCAUAGAGUUUCAAAAACCCGAGGAUUCCCAACUUUUCACUGAUCUCCAGAAAGAUUUGCAUAAGAAGGAAAGAAAGCUAAAAGAACUAUUGAGAAGUGGGAAUUGCAUACUAAAGAAGUUGAGAAGAUGUAAAGAAGAAGAAGAGAUCGAAGAUCAAGUUCUUUACUUCUUUUGUCAAGUAGAUAUGAAAUUAGUGUCGAGGGUGCUACAAAUGUCUAGAUUAACAAGUGAUCAAUUAAUAUGGUGUCAUAAUAAACUAAGUAAAGUUAGUUUUGUGAACAGGAAGAUUCAUGUAGAACCUUCAUUUUUGCUAUUUCCUUGCUAAUUUUUAG
Molecule: messenger RNA, 2430 nt
Organism: Lactuca virosa
Lineage: Eukaryota; Viridiplantae; Streptophyta; Magnoliopsida; Asterales; Asteraceae
Source: the annotation of a GenBank genome assembly